Molecule: messenger RNA, 2036 nt
Organism: Zingiber officinale
Lineage: Eukaryota; Viridiplantae; Streptophyta; Magnoliopsida; Zingiberales; Zingiberaceae
Product: probable pectate lyase 8
Exons: 7
Coding region: 346-1674 (442 amino acids)
Molecular function (GO): pectate lyase activity
Source: RefSeq, a predicted model, not a curated record
AAUCAUUAAGGAAGGAAGGAAUGUGCCUGCCUGACUUAGACAACCGUGACUCGGCAUCGAGCUACGCGACCGACACACUCGACGAAGUAGCUAUCGAGUCGGCUCGGCAGUCGACACGCGAUCGCGUACAUGAUGAUGGGAGUCGCAAGAGGAACGUUGAAGAAGAUUACCAGUCCGUUAGUGGCGGUUUGUUUUGUACCGGCUGGUUAACCGCCCCAAUCGAACCGAGCGUCGCAGUCGCUUAACCGUGGUUGAGUUUGGAGCUGAGAGUGGCGGAGAGAGCGGUAUAAAAUGGAGGUGGGCUUACUCGCAUUUUGAUCUCUCUGCUUUCCCUUUCUCCGUAAGAUGGGACGCCGCCUAUCGUUCCUGGUUCUCGGGCUCUUCGUGCUCGUAAUUGGUGACACCGUCUGCGCCUCAAGGGCUGGAGCAGUGGCGCCGACCUCUAGGGGCCUGAGAGCUUCUGCAGCUUACGAGUCGUUGUCUCUCACAGCAAAGAGUGUCGCCGAGCGUCAAGCGGUGGUGGGAGCGGUCGACGAUCCGGACCUGGUCGCGUCUGAGGUACACAUAAUGAUACAGAACAGCACAGCUCGCCGCAACCUCGGCUACUUGUCGUGCUCCACUGGCAACCCCAUCGACGACUGCUGGCGCUGUGACCCUGAAUGGCAUCAAAACCGUAAGCGCUUGGCCGAUUGCGGGAUCGGCUUUGGUCGCAACGCGCUCGGCGGUCGGGACGGUGAGGUCUACGUAGUGACCGACCCCGGGGACGACGACCCUGUGAACCCGCGGCCGGGCACCCUCCGCUACGCCGUCAUCCAAGAGGAGCCCCUCUGGAUCGUGUUUGAGCGCGACAUGGUGAUCACCCUCACCCAGGAGCUCAUCAUGAACAGCUUCAAGACCAUCGACGGGCGCGGCGCCAACGUGCACAUCGCCAAUGGCGCCUGCGUCACCAUCCAGUUUGUUACCAACAUCAUCAUUCAUGGUCUCCACAUCCACGACUGUAAGCCCACCGGCAACGCUAUGGUCCGUAGCUCCCCCUCCCACUACGGCUGGCGCACCAUGGCCGACGGCGACGGGGUGUCCAUCUUCGGGGCCAGCCACAUCUGGGUCGACCACAACUCUCUCUCCAACUGCGCCGAUGGCCUUGUCGACGCCGUUAUGGGUUCCACUGCCAUUACCAUAUCGAACAAUUACCUCACCCACCAUAACGAGGUGAUGCUGUUGGGCCAUAGUGAUUCUUAUGUGAGGGACAAAAUUAUGCAAGUUACCAUCGCCUACAACCAUUUUGGAGAAGGUUUAAUUCAGAGAAUGCCAAGGUGCAGGCACGGCUACUUCCAUGUGGUGAACAAUGACUACACGCACUGGGAGAUGUAUGCCAUUGGUGGCAGUGCUGAUCCGACCAUUAACAGCCAAGGCAACAGAUACCUUGCUCCGACCAACCGUUUCGCUAAGGAGGUAACCAAGAGAGUUGAUACAGAUUCAAGUGUGUGGAAGAGUUGGAACUGGAGAUCAGAGGGCGACAUGCUGCUGAAUGGAGCCUACUUCACCCCCUCCGGGGCUGGAGCCUCUGCGAGCUAUGCGAAGGCGUCAAGCCUUGGAGCAAAGUCUUCCUCCAUGGUUGGCUCCAUCACUGUUGAUGCAGGCGCCCUGCGCUGUCGGAAGGGUGUUCAAUGCUGACAUUUCAAGACAAACUAAAGAGAAAAAGUCAAGAAAAAGUAUUCUUAGAAACCGUGAUUUGAUAUUCGUUUAGGUUUUGUAUUGUUGUAAUGAAUCAUAGUGAGUUGCAGUAAUCGUUUUACCCGUUGUCAACCUCCCCUGUUUCCAUUGUAAGGGUGUCUAUGGAGCUGGAGGAAGCGUUGCUGAUUCGUUGUCGUUUGUCCGUUCCUUUUAUUUUUCACUCCUGCAGCCCAUGACCUCUUUCUAUUUGGAGCAUUUGAGCAUUGAUUUGAAGUUUAAAUAGGAUUGAUGGUGUAUUUGAGUGUUGUAAUUGAUUCUAUUCAACAGAAUUAUUGUGUAUAACAUUUCCACUUACGUUUAAA